Gavialis gangeticus (Gharial) is the source of this 3329-nucleotide messenger RNA. RefSeq names its product ring finger protein 145 (gene RNF145). Gene Ontology annotation, cellular component: endomembrane system; endoplasmic reticulum. Gene Ontology annotation, molecular function: zinc ion binding; ubiquitin protein ligase activity. The record is from RefSeq and is a predicted model, not a curated record. Bases 31 to 2106 code for a protein of 691 amino acids. Lineage: Eukaryota; Metazoa; Chordata; Crocodylia; Gavialidae. The transcript has 10 exons.
UCUGCUGCGAGUUCUCUGAAAGGGAACAGAAUGGCUGUCAAGGAGAAGCUGGAGGCAGUACUAAACGUGGCCCUGCGGGUCCCUAGCAUCAUGCUUUUGGACGUCUUGUACAGAUGGGAUGUCAGCUCCUUCUUCCAGCAGAUCCAAAGAAGUAGCCUCAACAACAACCCUCUCUUCCAGUACAAGUACUUGGCCCUUAAUAUGCAUUAUGUGGGUUACAUCUUGAGUGUUGUCCUCCUGACACUACCGAGACAACACCUGGUUCAGCUCUACUUGUACUUUCUGACAGCGCUGCUGCUGUAUGCUGGGCACCAGAUCUCCAGGGAUUAUGUUAGGAGUGAACUGGAAUCUGGGUACGAAGGGCCAAUGUAUUUAGAGCCUCUCUCCAUGAACCGUUUCAUGACCGCCUUAAUAGGUCAGCUGGUGGUGUGCACGCUGUGCUCCUGCGUCAUGAAAACCAAACAGAUCUGGCUCUUCUCUGCUCACAUGCUCCCUCUGCUGGCACGACUCUGCCUGGUCCCACUGGAAACCAUUGUCGUCAUCAAUAAGUUUGCCAUGAUUUUCACUGGCCUGGAAGUUCUCUAUUUUCUCGCGUCCAACCUGCUAGUACCGUAUAACCUGGCAAAAUCUGCCUACCGAGAGCUUGUCCAGGUGGUGGAGGUCUAUGGGCUCCUGGCGCUGGGGAUGUCACUCUGGAACCAGCUGGUGGUCCCCGUCCUGUUCAUGGUGUUCUGGCUCGUCUUGUUUGCUCUGCAGAUCUACUCCUAUUUCAGUACGCGGGAUCAGCCGGCCUCCAGAGAGAGGCUUCUCUUCCUCUUCCUCACAAGCAUUGCAGAAUGUUGCAGCACCCCGUACUCACUGCUGGGCCUCGUGUUCACCGUCUCCUUUGUUGCUUUGGGAGUUUUAACACUCUGCAAGUUCUACUUGCAGGGCUACCGAGCGUUCAUGAAUGACCCUGCUAUGAAUCGGGGGAUGACGGAAGGAGUCACGCUCCUGAUCCUGGCCAUGCAGACCGGCUUGAUCGAGCUGCAGGUGGUGCACCGGGCGUUCCUGCUCAGUAUUAUUCUCUUCAUUGUGGUUGCAUCCAUCCUGCAGUCCAUGCUGGAGAUUGCUGAUCCCAUUGUUCUGGCACUGGGGGCUUCAAGGGACAAGAGCCUGUGGAAGCAUUUCCGUGCGGUCAGCCUGUGCCUGUUCCUGCUGGUGUUCCCAGCAUACAUGGCCUACAUGAUCUGCCAGUUUUUCCACAUGGAUUUCUGGCUGCUGAUCAUUAUCUCCAGCAGCAUCCUCACCUCCCUCCAGGUCCUUGGGACGCUUUUCAUUUACGUCUUGUUUAUGGUGGAGGAGUUCAGAAAAGAGCCAGUCGAAAACAUGGAUGAUGUGAUUUACUAUGUAAACGGCACAUACCGGCUGCUGGAAUUCCUCGUGGCGCUGUGCGUCGUGGCCUACGGCGUCUCGGAGACCGUCUUCGGGGAGUGGACCGUGAUGGGCUCCAUGAUCAUCUUCAUCCACUCCUAUUACAACGUGUGGCUGCGUGCCCAGCUGGGGUGGAAGAGUUUCCUUCUCCGCAGGGAUGCUGUGAAUAAAAUUAAAUCACUGCCCACUGCUACAAAAGAGCAGCUGGAGCAACACAACGAUAUCUGUGCCAUCUGCUACCAGGAUAUGAAAUCUGCUGUAAUCACACCGUGUAGCCAUUUCUUCCACGCCGGCUGUCUUAAGAAAUGGCUGUACGUGCAAGAGACCUGCCCUUUGUGCCACUGCCAACUUAAAAGCCCCUCGCAGCUCCCCGGACAGGGACCGGAGCCAGUUCAACAGCCAGACCCUGGAGUGGAGCAGAAUAGGAGUCAUCGCGAAGCGAACGAGCCCCAGGGUGUCAAACACAACGAGGCGCCAGAUACGCAAGACAGUCUUAGUGCCAGUGAUGGACAAGGGGUGGAGGAGCCAGCUUGCCAAGAGGACUCUGUGGACCUUGUAGAGGAUGCUCAGAGUCGAGAUUGUGGCCUGUGGCCUGUGGAGGCCAGGCAGGGGAUGCCUAUUGCAAAAGAAAUUGUGCUGGAGGAUCAAGAGGAGUCUCCCACUCCAGACCCACGGGCUUGUGUCCAGAUUUGAAGCGACAGUGGACGAUGCUGGAGCAGAUGCGUUUCGGAGACCCAGGCCUGACUCAACAGAGAACUUGUCCUUCCGCUGUCGUGAUACAGUUUAGCAAUUAUUGCUGGUCAAGAUUGUACUUCGAAUAUCCUAUGCUGAUUACCGGUGGGCUGCUUGUUAAGGGGGGAUGCCAAGGGAACUCAACUAAAAGGACUCCAGAAGCUGCCUCUGGAUUAUGAGGGGAGGAAGAGCCUGGAAACAAACUAAGUGGAAAGAGUGUUUUCGGGGGGUGGGUGAAGGGUAAGACGAGCAGGAGAGGGUGUGGGAGGCGGCAGAGCGUCCAAGGAAGUGUUAGCGUUUGUUUGGGUGGGGAGGGGAACCGUGUCCCAGGGUGCCCGGGGGGGUGGGGAGGGGGGGGGUUACCACAUGUUGGCCUGCUUUUCUGCAUUGACCAGAGUGCAGCCACAAUCGCUGAUGUUUUGUAGAGCCCUGAAGCAAGAGGCAAAAGCCUCAGAGCACCGAUUGUCCAGGAAGACAGAAGCACUCCUACGUCAUGUACCUGCUUCAGGCAUUUCUGGUGGAGCAGUUGCAUUUGCAUUCAUGUAAUCUAUAGCGACUCUCGACUUUUAUGACAGAGUCCCCGAUAUUUUGAUGUACAUGAAACUUUUGUUAAUAGAUGAGGAUGCACCGUCUGGGCCGUGUGAAGUAAACUAAAGCUCGCGUGAGCACUUCAACCUCCACCGGAGGGAAGUGGGAAGAGCUUUAGGGCACGGAUAGAGGCCGCGCAGUGCUGUCCAAACCUGUGUAACGUUCACUUCCUGCAGCUGAGUUUAAAGCAGUAUUAAGCUCUGGCAAUAUUUGCACUUUUGGGAAUGAGUACAUUAAUGUGUAUGAUCAAACUCCGCAAAUGCCACUUUGACAGCUGUUAAUUAGGGUAUGCACCUUUUUUUCUUCGACAAGGAUGUGUCCAUGCUUCAAUUUUUACAUUCAUCAUGGCUUCAGGUAGAAGUGGGGAGCGGGGAGGGGUGGGGAGGUCAGGAGUAGGGGGAAGGCAGUUUUUUUAUGUGAAUUUUGAUAUGAAACGAACCUAGUCACUUAUUUAUACGAUAGGCUUGACUCAAGUGUUUUUCAAAGCUGGUAUUCCUAAUGUGAGACGUGAUACGGUUUUAUUUUUAGCAGUACAUUUGGAUGUAGACUGACAGACAUAGCUGAAUGUCUCAAUAAAUUACCUUUGACGAUUUUUA